Messenger RNA from Xenopus tropicalis (tropical clawed frog), 4185 nucleotides. RefSeq names its product zinc finger CCCH-type containing 18 (gene zc3h18). NCBI's taxonomy places the organism in Eukaryota, Metazoa, Chordata, Amphibia, Anura, Pipidae. The coding region runs from base 432 to 3452 and encodes 1006 amino acids. Gene Ontology annotation, molecular function: metal ion binding. The transcript is spliced from 20 exons. The record is from RefSeq and is a predicted model, not a curated record.
ACGUCGCGAAGUUACACCGCCUCUUCCCGUCACUCCCACAAGGCAGCUACGUGUUGCGUCACCGCGUUUACGUACCGCCGUGACGCCAGUCUCGCGUGGUGAGACUUGUGGCGUCGGGAUUUACUGAAAGACAGGAGGAGGAAGCUUGCAAUUAACAUCUUUGCGGGAGGUGUAAGUAGCGAUCCGGGAUUGCGGGCAGUGUUAGGAAAAGCGGGACUGUGCAUUUACUUGAAUGAGAGGGUGACAUUUGAUCUCCCCUAACCUGUGAAAUUCCCGAAAGGUUCUACCGGGACGAAAACUGAGACAAAACUAGCAGUACAGAAAGCUGUGUAGAGACAAAAAAAUGCCGACACAUUAGUAGUCUCCCACCCUUCCGAAGUGUGCAGCUCACUGAAAGCAGGGGGCCCAGUCAUCCAAGCCACAAUCUACACAUGGCUACAGCAGAGAGUCCUAAACGGGACAGUAUUUCUCCACUAACAGUGCAACCGGAGCUCACACAAGAGGAGGAAGUUGGAAAAGACCACUCUUCAGAAAAGGAGUUGAGCAAAGUGCAAGAAAUCUGUACACUUUCGCUAGAAGAAAAGGAUGUAAAAGUCAGUAGCCCUCUUGCACCUGGUAAUCAUUCAGACGAGGAUGAUAAUUUAAGUGAGACAAAGUCUCAGGACACUGAUAAUGAACCGGUACAAGAUGAAACAAACUCUCCUUUUGAUAAUGUGGAACGUGAGGAGAGAGCCAGUGAUCUGAAUGAUGAGGCCUCCUCAGUGACAAGGGAGUUGGAUGAGCAUGAAUUGGACUAUGAUGAGGAGGUGCCAGAAGAACAACCAGGUCUUGUUCAGGAGGAGGAGAAUGAAAAACUUGGAGCUGAUGAUGAAGAUGACAAGGAAAAAGCAGAAGACUCUCCCACAGAUAAGGAACUAAGCAAUAAAGAUGAAGAGGCAGACAAUGAUGAAAAGCAUAAAGAGAAAAAGAAAGAUGAUGAUGAGGGUGAUGCUGAUGAAGGAGAAAUAGAUGAUGAAGACUUGGAGGAAGGUGAAGUUAAAGAUCCCAGCGAUAGAAAAACAAGACCAAGGAUUACUUGCAGAUUCUUCAUGAGAGGUCAUUGUACAUGGGGAAUGAGCUGCCGGUACCUCCAUCCUGGAAUGAAUGAUAAAGGGAAUUAUUCGUUGAUUACUAAGCAGGACACUUUUUCAUCGAAUGGUACUCCUACUGCUGGAACUAAUCCUCUUGCUCCAUCAAAUCCCUGGGGAGCACCUUCAACUGAUGAAUUACUUCCACCAGUGCCUGAACCUCCUACAGAGAGUGCUUGGGAAAGAGGACUUAGACAUGCAAAAGAGGUGCUAAAGAAAGCCACAAUAAGGAAAGAACAAGAGCCUGACUUUGAGGAGAAACGCCUUACUGUAAGCAUUGGAGAGGAGGAACGAGACUUUGAUAAAGAAAAUGAUUUUAUGCAUGACUGGAAUUAUCGUAUCACUAGAGAAGUUCGUGAAUCAGGGGAAGUGGAAUUUCGUGAAACUCUAAACCAUGCGGCAGACCCAUAUGCAGAUCCAUAUUAUGACUUUGAAAUGGAACGCUUCUGGCGAGGAGGCCAAUAUGAGAAUUUCAGAGUACAGUAUACAGAAACGGAACCCUAUCGCUACAGGGAAAGAGAUAGGGACAGACAACGUGACCGAGAAAGGGAUCGGGACAGGGAACGAGACAGAGAACGUCGCCAACGAGAAAGGGAGAGAGAAAGAGAGCGAGACCGAGACAAGGAGAGACAGAGACGAAAAGAAGAUUGGGAGAAAGAUAGGACCAAAAGAGAUGAGAAAGAGCGACAAAAAGAGAAGGAAAAAGACAAAGAGAAGGAUAAAGACAAGACAAAAGUAAAGUCUCCACUCCUGGCAGGGGGCCGCCCAACUGAUGCAGCAAAAAAGGAGGCCUCUACUACUGCUUUGGCAGCUACCAAUACUGCUACCUCUGCUGCUGCUGCUGCUGUAGCAGUCGCUGCGGCCGCCGCUGCUGCCACUUCUGCUACCCCUGCAACAACUGGCUCCUCACAGAUAAAAAGAGCUGAUGAGUGGAAGGAUCCAUGGCGUCGGUCCAAGUCUCCAAAAAAGAAGCCUGGUAUGUCUGCAUCACCCAGCCGAGGAAGGAGACGGAGGCACUCAUCUGGCUCCUCUGCAUCAGGGUCCAACUCCUCAAGGUCAUCUUCCCGGUCCUCCUCAUACACUGGCUCCUCUCGCUCUAGAUCAUCCUCUUAUUCUUCCUAUUCAAGCCAAUCGUCCCGUCGCAGCUCAUUCUCUGGCAGCGGGUCCAGAUCUCGAUCAUUCUCCUCAUCCCCCUCACCUUCACCUUCUCCACACAAAGGACCCAUGAAAACAAAAGGGGAGCCUAAUGCAGCUAAAGGAGAAAAGCAAAUUGUGAAAAAGCCUGCCCCUCCGCCGGUGACAGUGUUGAAUGUGAAACCGCCAAAAAGUGCUCCAGACCUCUCAAAACCGGGAGAUAAUAGAAUUGGCAGACCAAAGGAGGUAACAAGGAAAGCUCCUCCAAUGAGGAGAACUAUAAGCGGCAGUAUCAGUGGCAGUGCUAGCAGCUACAGUGGCUCUAGUUCCAGAUCGGGGUCUCGUUCACUAUCCAGAUCUUCUCGCUCCAGUUCCUCAUCUGUCUCACCCUCUCCAUCUGCUUCAAGGAAAUCCAGGAAAUCGAGAUCCCUAAGUGUGAGCAGUGUCUCUGCAGCAUCAAGUAUUUCCUCUAGCAGCAGCUCUGUGCGCAGUGCAGACUCUGAUGAUAUGUAUGCUGACCUUGCCAGUCCCAUCUCUUCUGCUAGCUCCCGCUCUCCCACACCUGCCCAGGCCAAGAGGGAAAAAGGGGACAAAACUAAAAAAGAAGAGCAAAGACUGUCUAAAGAAGAGAAAAGGUCACGGGAAAUGGGCUCCUCCCAGCCUCUUAAAGCUGCUCCUGCUAAAGUGGCAAAAACCAUUUCUGCUAAUAAACCAGCUCAGCCGCCACUUCCUCUUGUACCAGCAGCCCCAAUCGGUUUCAGCGCCCACAAGGACAUCAAACUGACUCUCCUUAAUAAGUUGGCAGACAAAGGGAACAGGAAACGUUAUGAACCAGCAGACAAGGACAGACCGGCCUCACCCCCUGCCAAGAAGCCCAAUUUGUCACCAGACAGAACUAUUCGAGAUCGCAAGCAAACUGCAAAACCACCUUCUCCAAAACCUGACCGCCAACGGGUUCAGAAUCCAAAACCAGCGCCCACUCAGACAGAGAGGAAGCGCCCUCUGUCCCCACAGCCGAAAAGCUCAAGCAAAAUUACCAGCAUCCCAGGCAAAGGGCCAGAUGCCCCUCCUGCAGCUGCCAAGCCAAGCAAGCCCAGCACAUUGUCUCGCAGGGAAGAACUUCUCAAGCAGCUCAAAGCUGUGGAGGAUGCUAUUGCACGGAAGAGAGCCAAAAUUCCUGGGAAAGUAUAGCCCCAGCUGCAGGAGAAACAAGAAGACUUCUGUGUUUUUAUACAUACAGUUUGAGCUUUGAAGGUGGCCACAUAGGAUUUUGGGAAUCCCAUCCCCACCUCUGUUUCAUUUUAUUUUGGCCAUAAGUUCAUCUUAAUUUUGCAAAAGCAUGAAGUAGAGGAAGAUCACUGUGGAAUAAAAUCUCUCCAUCGUCUUAGCUCUUGUCCUAUGGUUGCACAGGAACACAACCGAAUCCUCAGUGGAUCGGGAAUAUUCCAGUAUCUAGAGUAUGAGACACCGUUUUGUGGGUGAUAAAAUUAUGUGCUUUGAUCUUUCCUGGCGAUCAAUGAGUGUUCUUUUUUUUAUUGUUUUUUUUUUUUUUUUAAUUGUUUUGCUUCUUUGGCUCUUUCAUUGCCUCUAGCAAAGAGCCUUCCUUCUCUAAACAGGAAAUGAAAUCAAUGCUGUGUCCUGAAGCUUCAGCAUCACUCUUCAACCUGCAACUUGCUCUGUCUGUCCUCCAAGCAAGGCAAAAACUAUAAAUAUAUAUAUAUUUUCUCGAUUCAAUCCUGAAUGAGAAUUAGGCAUAUUUUUAAUUUUAAGUCAUAGGCUGUUUUAGGUUAGGAGGGAGGAGGACAGACAUGAAUAGCUGGGAUGAAAAAGCCAAUGCAGUGCUAUUGUUGGGAUGUCUAUCUGUUGACUUGGACAUUUUUUUGGGGGUGAUGUACCCCUGGAAUAAAGUAUUUUGAUAAAACAC